AUGUCCCAAGUAGAGAAGAGGAUGGUGACGGCUCAGGAAGCACUGACAUUCAGUGAUGUGUCUGUGAAGUUCACUGGGGAGGAAUGGGAGCUUCUAGACUCUUCUCAAAAGGCCUUGCACCACAACGUGAUGUUGGAGAACUACAGAAACCUGGUGUCCAUUGGAUAUCAACCUCGGAAACCUGAUGCACUCUCCAGGUUGGAAGAAGAUGAACAACCACAGAUUAAUUUCCCUGAAUACCGGAGUGAUAGCAUGUCAGCUAAGCUCACGGCCAUCGGCUCUCCUUCAGUGGGUUUCUGA
This is a messenger RNA of Elephantulus edwardii (Cape elephant shrew), 300 nucleotides long. Its product is annotated as zinc finger protein 350-like. Bases 1 to 300 code for a protein of 99 amino acids. The transcript has 4 exons. The record is from RefSeq and is a predicted model, not a curated record. Gene Ontology annotation, biological process: regulation of DNA-templated transcription. NCBI's taxonomy places the organism in Eukaryota, Metazoa, Chordata, Mammalia, Macroscelidea, Macroscelididae.